AAUUGCAAUUUAUUUUUCUUUGUCACAUGAUGCUAUUGGGGAAUUGUUGAUAUUUUUCUUGAGGUUUUUGUGAAUUAUUUUGUUGUUUUCGUUAUUUCUUCAUUUGAUUGAUUGGCGGUUGAAUUUAAAAUUUGAAAGUUGGAUAGUUGGGCUACUGGACGGAAGGUGCGUGGUGAAAUUUGUGCGUGCAGCGCCAGUGGUGAAAAUGUGAAUUAAUCCAGUUUGACCGUGACCUCAUUUGUCAGAAGCCGGGGAAAACUUGUUGCUCUCAAAACAAGCGGUUUUCGCGGAAAAUUUUUAGCGUUCGUGCGUGAAAAGUGUGAAAAUGGCAAGAAAGUGUGGUAACAAAGAGUGUUCAGUGGAGUCUGCAGAGAAUAUAUCUCUUGGAGAGUGCUAUAACACUGUUAAAAAUGAUGCAGCAUUUAGAGGGAUCCUCCUGAAGCAGGCCGAUGAACUCUAUCGUGCUGGGAAGCAUAUGGAAUCUAUAGAAUGCCAAAUAGAAGCUCUUUGUUUGGGUUUCCGGACAAAGUUUUUCUUCUGUGAUUAUUCCUCCUUUGAUUCUGAUUUUCACAUGAAAUUCCUCAAGAAUCUCGAAUCUCUGCAUGCAGAUGAUGAAUGUUCAGGAGAUUUUGAACCGGCUUUGGGUUGGGAUUAUGUUAAAUCCCAGCUCAAGGAAUUCGAUAAGAAGCAAAAGUCUGAGAAGGAGAAGACUUUAGUGCAUGAAGAUGCCAAGGAACUUCUGCAGAGGUGUCAGGAACUCCCGCAGGAGUGGACAAUUGUGCAUUUAUGCAAGAAUUUUGAUUCCAAUUCCGCAAGUUCCCUUCAAAAAGAAUUACUCUGCAGCAAUAUUGGGAUCUUUCUGACCCUACUGAAGUAUCCCAGGGCAGAUAUUAACAAUCAUGAGCCCCUUUCUGUCCUACUUCCUCCAUUUGAGGCAGAAAAUAUAUACUUAAUAGUGCAUGAAAUCUCCCAAACUCAGAUGACUUUCAUGAAAUUCACGGAAAAUGUUGAUAGACUUGCUUACUGGGCUAAUCUGAAGGAGCUGGAUCAGAGAUAUCUCAAGUUAAUUGAUCUGAUUAUAAAGUGGAUAGGUCCUUGGGUGGUUUUCUUCCGUGGAAAAUCAAAAAAAGAAGAAAAUGCCCGAGAGAAGAAAAUCUUUUCAAUUGUUGAUGAUUUUGUGCAAAAACACAAAUUCUCUCCUCGCCAGAGAAUUCUUCUGAGUAUCAUUUGCUCCUCCAUGGAUCUCCUGAAUGAUACCGAUGUAGAAAGGGCUGCCCAGGAGAUCUCCUGUACAGAGAAGGAGUACAAAUUAAUUAAAGAUUUCCUGUCGGUGCAAGAAAAUUUCCCAGAAGUGGAACAGAACAUUCCCAGAUAUCCAAUUUUUUUGAUCGUUGAUGAACUGUUGGAUCAGUUUCCGUGGGAAUUGUUAUUGCCAGAGAAUGAAACCACGAGAAUCAGUUCAUUGCAUAUCCUCUUGAGGCUCUUUGACAAGUACAAGAGUAAGAUCAAGAAGGGUUAUCUGCAUUUGAGCGUCAAAGAGGGAAAUGCACUGAUAAAUCCCGAUGGGGAUCUCCUGAAGAUGGAGAAGAGAAUUACGGCAUUUCUGAAGUACUGGCUUCCGGAAUGGAAGCAAAUUGUACAGAAAACUCCGAGUUCUCAGGAAAUGAGGAACCUUCUUGAAUCUACGGAUAUUUUUCUCUAUUCUGGCCAUGGAAAUGCUCUGAAAUUUAUAAAAUCUGGGGAUUUGAUAAAAGACAAUCUCAAUUGUAUCGUGAUGCUUUUUGGAUGUGAAUCUGUCAGAUUGAAGUCCAAUGGAUUUUGCAGUGAAAUGUCCGGGGCUCAUCUGUACUACCACUGUGUUCUUUGCCCUCUUGUAAUUGGAGCUACAAAUGUCAUUACUGAUCUCCCCACUGAUCAACUUUGUUCACGAAUCCUCAGUACGUGGUUCAAGUCAAAAGCUCCCAAACAUUUCGCUCUUGCUGACAGCAGUUCAUUCAAAAAUGGUCUAAUAGAGUUCAAGGGAAAUGCCCAACCAAUGUGGGAAAAACAUCACAAUCCCAGUAUUUUGGGCAUUUUUGCAGAUAUUCGUGAAACAGAAUCUAUUACAGUUUGGCUGAGGGCUUCCAUGGUCCUGCGGGGAUUGCCCAUUUGGCUAACUUCAAAUUAAUCAAGUAAGAGACGAUGCAUAAGCUUCUCUGGGUGUUUGUUAAAUUUAUGGAUGUGAACGUGGCAUAUGCUGAUGGAAUACCAUGAAAAUAAGUAUUAACAUAUAAAAUAUUUAUUUCAAUUACUCUCUGUGUCUCUUACACAAAUUUUUUUCUAUGGACAAAAUACAUUUGGUCAGAUACAAAAAAAGAGGAAUUUUAACGUAUUCAGCAUAUAAUUUAUUGGUUUCCAUUGAAAUAUUUGCACUUUUAUUCGUUUUGAUUGUGUCACAAUCGAAUUUUUCGGACAAAUUAUCGUUAUUAAUACUUUUGCAUUGCGGUGGAAAUUGCAAAAGAACGCUUUAGGGGGAGUUCAUGAAAAAUUUUAUCUAUAGAAAUAAAUUAACCAAAAGUUUUAAAGAAUUACUUUUUCCUUCAGGCAAAGUCUCUUCUUAAAUCGCUUAAGAAAAAAAAGUCUCAUGAGAAAAAGUUGAAUGAGAAGCAGUAAAAUAUACAAAACUCUCAAUUUUAUGGCAUCCACCCUCGCAAUUUGAAAGUGUGAAUGAGUCAGAAAAGUCGAGAGCAACCACCUUACAUUCUCAAGUCUUUUUUUUUCAUCAUUUAAGGGGUGAAAAUACCGGAAGUCAAAUGUGAAUGGGGAAAACUUCUAUAUAUAAUAUUACAUGAAAUAGUAUUUGGACGUAUUUCGGCAUUUUCAGGGAACACUGAGAGAAAAAUUAAUUAAAAUUAAUUAAUUAUAAUGCGCCGAUUAUUUCAUUUUAUUACCUGCCAAAAUUUUUAUUCUUGACAAUGAAAUGCUUUUAAUAUGCUUUUUGUGGCAUUUUUGCAAUUUUCUCUUCAAUAUUUCGGAGACGUAUUUGUGUAAAAAUGCUGUAGAAAAAGUUAAGCUGGGAAUUUGUUUAUGCAUUAAUUAUUUAAAAAAAAAAAAACAAAUAUAUCUUUAUAAUGUAAACAAAGUGAAAUUACCAAAACCGACAUGUAUUUUCUUCUAUUAUACUGAUUUUAUUUGAAAUUAAAUAA
Messenger RNA from Phlebotomus papatasi, 3185 nucleotides. RefSeq lists its product as uncharacterized. The record is from RefSeq and is a predicted model, not a curated record. The transcript has 8 exons. Gene Ontology annotation, biological process: proteolysis; meiotic chromosome separation. Gene Ontology annotation, cellular component: mitotic spindle; centrosome; nucleus. Gene Ontology annotation, molecular function: cysteine-type endopeptidase activity. The coding region runs from base 326 to 2167 and encodes 613 amino acids. NCBI's taxonomy places the organism in Eukaryota, Metazoa, Arthropoda, Insecta, Diptera, Psychodidae.